Molecule: messenger RNA, 1425 nt
Organism: Lentinula edodes (shiitake mushroom)
Lineage: Eukaryota; Fungi; Basidiomycota; Agaricomycetes; Agaricales; Omphalotaceae
Exons: 10
Coding region: 1-1425 (474 amino acids)
Source: RefSeq, a predicted model, not a curated record
AUGAGCUUCAACUUUGGAUCAACUGCAGACUUUGAGCCCCGGCCUUCAGAUGCCUCACCCAUCUCUACUCCCCGAAUGGGAUCUUAUCCAAAUUUCUUACGGAAUAUUGACAACCCAGUAGGCGUGGGCAUGGGAGCCACCUCUAGGCCUCAGAGAGAUCGUAUAGCAGCUAACAGGCCAUACACCCCUUCAGCAAGGCCGCCUCUGCAAUCAGCUCAUGGUACAAGCAGCUUUCCGGUACCUACCAAUGGGCAAGAUGUUCGCCACCUCGGGGUUUCGCCUGAUGGCCAUGACGACUGUCCCCCAAGUCCAAUAAAUAGAUCAUCUUACUUUUCUGACUCUGGACAUGCUAAUUCAACCUCAAAUGAGGACAUGGAUGAACUCGAUGAGUUCGACAGCUACCUGCCCCAGCCUGUAGCAAACGGCUAUCAAGAGCUGACAGUUCCCAUCUUCAACAGUAGUAUGCGUAAGACCCCAAGGUCUAACAAUGAAACGGCAGUCCUAAUGACGUGGGUUGAUGAAAUUAGAGCUCAGUUUGCUCUAGAGCCCAACCAAGUACGCGAAAUCAAGGGCAUGGUCGUUCUUGCUCGUAAUAUGGAAACAGAACCACUCAAACUUCAUCUUCUUACACACGCAGCCAUAUGUCGCUCAGAAAAUAAAUACACCUACAACAAUUCGCAGUCUUCAUCUGUUAAAGAAGUGGUUGACGUUGCCAUGAAUCAGCUUUCGAAGCAUGUGGAAAUACCGGCUGACACAAAGAACGUUCUUCGUAUGAUUGCGCGUGAUGAAUGUGCAAAUCCUACACGUAGUUCCUACGGUGAUGUGGGAAUCGCAGUCUGGGCAAGAUCGGCAAAAGCUGCAGGAAACAAGAUUCUGCAACAAUUUCGCGAUGAUAUAAUGGCGACUAUCGUUAUCGAUGAGAGUGGAAAGAAGGAAACUCAGAACUUGGAAAAGGCUACACAUGCACUCUGCAAGAAAUACGUCAAAGGUGGAGGUGGUGGAACAUUGCACCAAUUUCGCUUUGCCGUGAUUCGCCGUUUUAUGCGUGAAUCUGAGUGCGACGAACAAGGACCAGUGUUGAAGAGACGGAAGACAAAUAAUGGGGGACGUCAAGCGCAGGAUGAGGCCUUUUGGGGUCGUUUUGACAAAUGUCUUAAAGAGAAGAUUGAUGAUUAUGGUCCGAAUGUGAAAGUCGGCAAGUGGAAGGAAUAUUUCUGUGAGACUGUGCAGGCGGACUGGGAGCGUUUCGGAAAACCAAGUAACGUGCUGCUCCCUGCUCUUCCCAUCACAGCCAGCAAUAACGGAACAACAACUGUACGUGCCCCUCUGGCAGAGGUUCCUAAUAACGCCCACAGCGUUCCUAGAGCCCCGGGGGACAUAGAAGAUGGAUUGGCAAACCAUGAUGAUGAAUAUACUCAGUUCUAG